This is a messenger RNA of Camellia sinensis, 1340 nucleotides long. Its product is annotated as transcription repressor OFP1. Gene Ontology annotation, biological process: negative regulation of DNA-templated transcription. Lineage: Eukaryota; Viridiplantae; Streptophyta; Magnoliopsida; Ericales; Theaceae. Gene Ontology annotation, molecular function: DNA binding. The record is from RefSeq and is a predicted model, not a curated record.
AAUAGAAAACAAUUGGGCAUGCAUAUAAGGCAUGAAUCUCUACAGCUAAAAUGCCUUGAUUCAUAAACAGAGAACCAUCAUACCAUGCUAUAUCUAUUUAUUUACCUUCAAUUCUCAGUCAUACAAAGAAAAACACAAACCAACCUCAGGGAGAGAGAGAGAGAGAGAGACUUUGAUGGGCAAUUACAAGUUCAGAUUAUCAGAUAUGAUGCCAAAUGCAUGGUUUUACAAGCUCAGAGACAUGAGCAGAACCAAAAACCCCAACACCUCUCAUCCAAUCAAGAAAAAUUUUCCCUCACCAACUACAACAACAUCUCAUAGGCCCCAACACAUUUCUCAACCAAGAUACUCAAACCCAAAAGUCUCAGAUACCCAUUUUCCUGAUCCACCAAGAAAAUCAUCAUCAAAGAAAAAACCCAAGAAAAAAACCAUUCACAACAAGUCAUUGUCUCCUAGACUUGUCACCUCAUCCUCCUCUGUCUCGGCCGAUUGUAGUUGUGGCACAACACUUAAUUCUGUCAGGACUAAACCCGAACCAACCCUUGAACCUAUUUUCUAUGAGUCUCCUUUGUCAGAAUUCGAAUCCAACAACACAAUCGAUGAUUGCCAUGAGUCAUUCGAUGGACUAGCCUCAUGGCCGGGCUCAUGUAGUUGUAGAGUCACUUCUUCAACUACUGAUAUCAUAAUCGACAUGAAUCAGAAAUCAUACUCCAAGAAAGUUGAGAAGCUAGACACAAUCUCAAAGGUAGAGCUUCCUCCAAUUUUGACAAAGCCGGUUAAAUUCAAAGACACGGCAAAAAGUUCAUCCAAAUUUGAAGAGAUUCAAGCUCAUGGUUCACUCUCCAUCAAUAUCGUGAAAGAAAAUACCGGUAAGAGUACUAAAAAAGAGAUUAAAACUAGUCCUCGCAUUCGAAAACCUGCCUCCCAUUCGACAGGAGUGAAGAUCCAAUCGAAUUCUCCAAGAACAAUGAGCAAGAAAGUUCAAGCUUGUGGUAGGAGAAGUGUGUCAUCAUCAAGCAAGAGAUCAAAAUCACAACCGAGGAGGAGAUUCGCAGAGAGCUUUGCAAUUGUGAAGUCAUCAUUCGAUCCACAGAGAGACUUCAGGGAAUCAAUGGUGGAGAUGAUUGUGGAGAAUAAUAUCCGGGGAUCAAAGGAGUUGGAAGAGCUUCUUGCUUGUUACCUCUCAUUGAAUUCAGAUGAGUAUCAUGGUCUCAUUGUUAAGGCAUUUCAGCAAAUCUGGUUUGAUAUGGCUGACCACAGGAUGUGAAAUUCUUGUGGUUGAUGUAAUCUUGUAAAUGUGACUGUUUUAGAAACAUGGUAUUCAUUUUUUUCUUUUUGUU